Molecule: messenger RNA, 1920 nt
Organism: Pipistrellus nathusii (Nathusius's pipistrelle)
Lineage: Eukaryota; Metazoa; Chordata; Mammalia; Chiroptera; Vespertilionidae
Source: the annotation of a GenBank genome assembly
AUGCCGAGGAGCCGGGGCGGCCGCGCCGCGACGGGGCCGCCGCCGCCGCCCGGCCGGGCUUCGCGCUGGAGCGGCUGGCGGGCGCCCGGGAGGCCGCUGCUGCUGCUGCUGCCCGCGCUCUGCUGCCUCCCGGGCGCCGCGCGGGCGGCGGCGGCGGCGGCGGGGGCCGGGGACCGAGCGGCGGCGGCGGCGCGGGCGGCCGAGGCGGCGGCGCCCUUCGCCGGGCAGAGCUGGCUGAAGUCCUAUGGCUAUCUGCUUCCCUAUGACUCCCGGGCACCGGCGUUGCACUCAGGGAAGGCCUUACAGUCCGCUGUCUCCACUAUGCAGCAGUUUUACGGGAUCCCAGUCACCGGGGUGUUGGAUCAGACAACAAUCGAAUGGAUGAAGAAACCCCGAUGUGGUGUCCCUGAUCACCCCCACUUGAGCCGUAGGCGGAGAAACAAGCGCUAUGCCCUCACGGGACAGAAGUGGAGGCAGAAACACAUCACCUACAGCAUUCACAACUACACCCCAAAGGUGGGUGAGCUGGACACACGGAAAGCUAUUCGCCAGGCAUUUGAUGUGUGGCAGAAGGUGACCCCACUGACCUUCGAAGAGGUGCCAUACCAUGAGAUCAAAAGUGACCGGAAGGAGGCAGACAUCAUGAUCUUCUUUGCUUCUGGCUUCCAUGGAGACAGUUCCCCAUUUGAUGGGGAAGGAGGAUUCCUGGCUCAUGCCUACUUCCCUGGCCCCGGAAUUGGAGGAGACACUCACUUUGAUUCAGAUGAGCCAUGGACCUUAGGAAACGCCAACCAUGAUGGGAAUGACCUCUUCCUAGUGGCUGUGCACGAGCUGGGCCAUGCACUGGGACUGGAGCACUCCAACGACCCCAGCGCCAUCAUGGCGCCCUUCUACCAGUACAUGGAGACCCACAACUUCAAGCUGCCUCAGGAUGAUCUCCAGGGCAUCCAGAAGAUUUACGGACCCCCAGCCGAGCCCCUGGAGCCCACAAGGCCCCUCCCCACGCUCCCUGUCCGCAGGAUCCAUUCGCCGUCUGAGAGGAAGCACGAGCGCCAGCCCAGGCCUCCCAGGCCACCCCUCGGGGACAGACCGUCCACACCCGGUGCCAAGCCCAACAUCUGUGAUGGCAACUUCAACACAGUGGCUCUCUUCCGGGGCGAGAUGUUUGUGUUCAAGGACCGCUGGUUCUGGCGCCUGCGCAAUAACCGGGUGCAGGAGGGUUACCCCAUGCAGAUCGAGCAGUUCUGGAAGGGCCUGCCUGCCCGCAUAGAUGCAGCCUAUGAGAGGGCUGAUGGGAGAUUUGUCUUCUUCAAAGGUGACAAGUACUGGGUGUUUAAGGAGGUGACGGUGGAGCCUGGGUACCCCCACAGCCUGGGGGAGCUGGGCAGCUGUCUGCCCCGAGAAGGCAUUGACACGGCUCUGCGCUGGGAACCCGUGGGCAAGACCUAUUUCUUCAAAGGCGAGCAGUACUGGCGCUACAGCGAGGAGCGGCGGGCCACGGACCCCGGCUACCCCAAGCCCAUCACCGUGUGGAAGGGCAUCCCACAGGCUCCCCAAGGGGCCUUCAUCAGCAAGGAAGGCUAUUACACCUAUUUCUACAAGGGCCGGGACUACUGGAAGUUCGACAACCAGAAGCUGAGCGUGGAGCCCGGCUACCCACGCAACAUCUUGCGUGACUGGAUGGGCUGCAACCAGAAAGAGGUGGAGCGGCGCAAGGAGCGGCGGCUGCCCCAGGACGACGUGGACAUCAUGGUGACCAUCAACGACGUGCCAGGCUCCGUGAACGCGGUGGCCGUGGUGAUCCCCUGCAUCCUGUCCCUCUGCAUCCUGGUGCUGGUCUACACCAUCUUCCAGUUCAAGAACAAGGCAGGCCCUCAGCCUGUCACCUACUAUAAGCGGCCAGUCCAGGAGUGGGUGUGA